CUCAGAAGUGAUGCAACCCUUUGAACCUUGUCUUCCGUUCGUGACUCAUCAAAUUCCCCACAGUGGGACCAAUGAAGAAUAUCUAAUCUAAACUCUAAUGCCAGUGAACUUGGAUCGGGCUGUGAGUCCGGUCACAAUCAUGGAGCUGCUCGAACCCAGGUGUGAGUCACUGAGACGCUGACAAACAUUUGCGCGGCAAAUAAUGCAACCUCCUUCGUUUACGUACAGAGCAAACUGGAACUUUUGUCGCCGCUGUGUCGCUUCUCUGGCAGAAAGCCAACGUCACUUGAUCAUGUGACCAGCAGUCCUGCCCUCCCGGGUCUCCAGAUGAUCCUCGAGCAAGGGUGGCAGUUUGGGUGAAGACCUUGAUGUUUUUUUGUGUCCAAGUUGUUGCUGGUAGCAUGAGUCAUUUGGUGAGAUACCAUACGCUUUGGUGGAGUAUGUGACGGUGAUCAGCUGGAAGACUGUGGCUCGCUGGCCAGACCAAAGUUCAACCAGUGAAAGCACCUGACUCUCAGUAACUGAUGUCACAGUCGGGAGCUUCUCGAUCCCGGAACUCUGCCGACUCCCGUCUGAGCUCAGGGCCAAGCUCUGCGUCACGCAGCAAAUACUCCCUGCAGCCGCCGCGUCUGCUCUCCGGCCGCCGCCGCAGCUGAUCCGCCCGAGCUCUGUGGACCAACAGGCGAUGAAGUUCUGACCCCAACUUGCUUUCCUCUGAAGCGGUGAGUCAUGGCUGAACCCAACGCCGCCCGUCCCCAGAGGAAGAUGUCCACGGCGGGGGAGAGCAUCUACAAGGUGCUGGGGCUGGAGAAGGGCGCGUCGCCUGAGGACAUCAGGAAGGCCUACAGGAAGCUCGCGCUGAAGUAUCACCCCGACAAGAACCCGGACAACCCGGAGGCCGCAGAGAAGUUCAAGGAGAUCAACAACGCCAACUCCAUCUUGAACGAUGAGAACAAGAGGAAGAUCUACGACGAGUACGGCUCCAUGGGCCUCUACGUGUCCGAGCAGUUUGGAGAGGAGAGCGUCAAGUACUACUUCCUCAUGUCCAAGUGGUGGUUCAAGGGGCUGGUGGUCUGCUGCGCCGUCUUCAGCUGCUGCUGCUGCUGUUGCUGCUGCUGCUUCUGCUGCGGGAAGUGCAAACCUCCGGACGACGACGAGAGCUACCAGUACGUGGACCCUGAAGACCUGGAGGCCCAGAUCCGAGCGGAGCAGGACGGAGGAGGUCACACAGUAAUCAUAGGCCAGCCCACUUCUAACAGCAACCAGUCCCCCGAGGGCCCGGCCCCGCCCAUCCCGCUGCCCAUGCCGGCGCCCUGUGCUCCCGCCAGCCCGGCCGGGGAGGAGAACCCCGGGGAGACCUUGCCAGAGUCCAAGUGACUCGACGCUGACGCCGCGACGUGACUCGCCGGGAGGAAGCAGGUCAGCCACACUUCCUGUUAGCUCCACAGUGGCGCCCGAGGAAGAUCCGGCUGCACCAGACCAUCCGUCAUCCAGGACCCCAUCUCUUCAGGUCCCCUGCGUCUGGGCCGUGCGUGGAGCUCCUCCGAUCCUCCGUGGAACUUCCUGGAUUUUAGACUUCCUGUAGAGGAGGCGGGUCAGAAAUGACUGCAUGAGGCAGGGGCCGAGUCCGGUCUCCUGCGGUGACCCGCCUCCGCCACCCCGGCGGCGAAGCUCUCCGCCGCCUGUGUCGUCCAGUUCACCUCGCCCGCUCCGCCGUCAGUGUUGCAUAUCUGGGCUCGGCCCGUCCGGAGAGCGGCGGCCGGCCCCUCUCUUCCCAGCCACUUCAGACUCGUCUCACAGCAUUUGCCAAACGUCUCCUGAUUCCAACCACAGAAGUUUAUUUUUCCUCCACUUCUUUGUAAAAUUCAUCUGCAAAUAAAUAAUAAACCACUUUUUUUUUUUAAGACGCUCGCGGACUCCUGUGGGGCCCCGGGGCCGGGUCACUGUUGGAGCAGUAAAUAUGCUGGAACUGUGGUGUCAGCAGACUGGGACACACCGC
This is a messenger RNA of Synchiropus splendidus (mandarinfish), 1999 nucleotides long. It is a transcript of the gene dnajc5ga, whose product is annotated as DnaJ (Hsp40) homolog, subfamily C, member 5 gamma a. The record is from RefSeq and is a predicted model, not a curated record. Lineage: Eukaryota; Metazoa; Chordata; Actinopteri; Syngnathiformes; Callionymidae. Bases 730 to 1377 code for a protein of 215 amino acids. The transcript is spliced from 6 exons.